GCAAUACCGAUCAAAGGAAGUCGAUAAGUAACUAGUGCUGCUUCUUUGGUACAGUACGACCUCCUUGAACCCGUCUUGUGGAUGGCUAGGCUGCACAUCCCAUCACUCGGCAAUCCUAUUGGACUCACAAGCUGCGCCUUGCUACAGGGGUCCUUUUCAGCUGCUGAGGCCUCCCCGCACGCAAAUCCCGCAAACAUGUUGCUGUUCCACGUCGUCAGUGAUGACAAUCCGUUGUCGUCCUGACUCAUCGAUCCGAGCAGAAGCCACCUCGCUGAUACCGUCAUAUCGGACAACAAGGCCAAGGUGUCCCCUUCAAAGUGAAAAUGGCGUCUCGCUGGGUCGAGAAAGCCAAAUCCAAGGCCAGGAGGCUAUUGCAGCCAGCUCCCCAAGACUCUGCCUCCGCUCCUUCACCAGCUACAUCAUCGCCAACACCGUCUCGACCUCCAUCCGAACUAGCAACUCGACCAACAUCUCAGCCAACGCCUUCCCCGCCCACCUCGACAGAUUCCAAAACCUCGCCGCUGCCGAGUCUACAAGAGCGACUUUGGAACCAGGCCUACGACGAGCUCAAAGCGAGCGAGCCCAAAGUGGUCGAAGCGUACGAGAAGAUCCUAUCAGCUGAACUUUGCCGAAAUGACUCGACCUCUGUUGCAUCUCGACCAACGGAAAACGAGAUAGGAAGGAUUCGGGAGACAAGAUGUCGCCAAAUGCAGCAGUUGGUCCAGGAAGGACUGGACCGGACGCAGAAGGCAGCGUCCAUCAAGCGAGGCAUCGACGAAGGCUUGCAAGCAGUGCAAGCGGUGAGGGGAAUAGUAGACAAGGCGGUACAGGCCGCUCCGGAAGCCGCCGUCGCCUGGGCCGGCGUCUGCCUUGUACUAGAGAUCCUUUCGAACCCCGUCACCGAGGCACGCGACAAUCGCAAAGGCAUCGCCUACGUCCUGUCGAGAAUGGAGUGGUACUGGAACUUGGUGUCCCUGCUGCUUGACGAGAACAAGGCUGAGCAAUCCUCCGCGGGACUGCGAGUCCAACUGGAGAAACACGUCGUGCAGCUCUACGAGAAACUUCUCUCGUAUCAGAUGCAGAGCAUCUGCCUUUACCAUCGUAACCGGGCUGCCGUCAUCGGAAGGGACAUGCUCAAAAUCGACGACUGGGCUGGCCAGCUCAGCGAGAUCCAGGAAGCCGAGGGUGCCGUGCAAAGAGACAUGGAACAAUACAAUACCGAAGAGAGCAGGACACAAUUUCGGAAACUUACCGACGCCGCAACUGCCCUAGAGAUGAAUCUCCAAGACAUCCAUUCGGCCAUCCAGGACCAAACACGGCAGCAGGAGAGGAGACACCUAGACGACAGGGACAAACAAUGCCUGAAAGACCUGCGCGAGACUGACCCUCGCGACGACAAGACGCGCAUAUGCAGCAUUUGCAAGGACUCCUCGAGUUUGCGUUGCUCCCGUUGUAAAGGGCAAUGGUACUGUUCCGAAAAAUGCCAGCGGGCUGAUUGGCCUACACACAGAAAAUCAUGCGGUGUUGUCGUCGUCAUUGACGGAGUUCAUAUCUUUCCCGGCUUCAAGGCUCGGUUUGGUAAUCGUCUCGAGUCGUCUUCUCCCUCACUUGCUGGAUCAUCGAUUCAAAUUACUUGCUAUCCGAAAAGCGCAUGGAGCUUCUCUGCUCUUCUCCCUAGGGAUAAAACGCUGGUUCGCGGCAUGGUCGCAUGGCUUUGUCAUAGAGCAAGAGGACAAGUCCUUACGUCCAUGAACAUCGUUACCCAUACCGAUAUCGCACGAGAUCUAGCAAUCGACGUUUUAAACACCACCCCUUGGCCAAGCACAAUGAUCAUGGGCCUUAACGGCAGCUCCAUGCACUCCAAAGAUGAAGUCGACGUGUCGACUGUACUCAUCCAGAUGAGUGAGGCACUGCUGGCAGCAGGACGCAAGACUGAAGACCCAGAAGUCAAGAGGGACCAUUAUUCGUCAGCCCUAUACUCGUUAAGCGGAUGGGAGACACACAUUACCCCACAGUCGAAGAUCGCCUGGAAUGAUCAGGGCUAUUCCGCUUUGACGGAACUGUUCAUGCUGAGCAAAGUUCAAGGGCGUACAGAAGAAGCUUACUCUUAUGCACUUCUCGUGGUCAGAACAGCCACCAAUGGUGCCAAAGGAGAUCUGCCGAUGUUAUGGGAAUGCGCAACGGUCUUCCGGGACUCUCAGAAUCAUGGCCUGGCCAUGAUUGUGGCGAUGAAGUUGAAAAACACGCUAUUCGACCAACAAGCCACGGAUCUCUUGAAAGAGGUUCGUCCCCGCACCAAUGACAUUCUGACCUGGAUGGCGUCAGAAGCUUGUCGCUCCUGGAAUAAGAAUGUCGACCGACGAGACAAAAUCGCAUCCUUGCCACGCUGCACUCAAUGCGAAGAUCAAGCGACAUGCCUGAUCUGUCAGGAAAAUCUUUGCGGAGAGUCGGUCCGAUUGAAAUGCUCGCACUUGUUCCAUCCUCCCUGUAUUCAAGCAUGGCUCGCCGACGAGUCCACCUGCCCAACCUGCAGAGCUGUUGUUCUUGAAGCUUGAUGUUUAGAUAUAGAAAAUGGACUCGCUUAUCAGACGUCGGAUUAGCAUGAGGGGUGACACCGGUGAAAAUAAAACAAUACAGAGAGUAUCUUGCUCAUUGUCCUAGGUUCUAUC
Molecule: messenger RNA, 2669 nt
Organism: Ilyonectria robusta
Lineage: Eukaryota; Fungi; Ascomycota; Sordariomycetes; Hypocreales; Nectriaceae
Exons: 3
Coding region: 324-2555 (743 amino acids)
Source: RefSeq, a predicted model, not a curated record